AUGGCCGACCAAGGAGCAGCCGCACCCCCAGUAACUACCAUCGUUCCCUUCAACAACCAGCAAAUCCUUCCAGCCUGUGCCGCCGCCUGUGGUCCUCUCUACGAUGCCAACGGCGCCUGUGUUCCACCCCAAGUAGCCGCUGAUGCUGGCCCAAAGGCCUAUACAUCAUGCUUCUGUCUCGACCAGCGAGUCGCCGCUUUCAAGACCGCGACCCAAGGUGUUUGUGAUGAUGCAUGUGGUGCAGAGGGUCUUUCCUCGAUCGCCGGCUGGUUUCGCAGCAUGUGUGGUACCGCGACCAAGACGAAUGGAGGAUCGACACAACAAACUGGACAGGGUUCAACAGCUUCGACGGCCGGAGAUUCUUCAUCGACCUCUGGUUCAAGGGUUUCUAACGAGGGCGGUGGUGAUUGGAUCUCAAACCAUUGGCAGUGGGUCAUCAUGAUUGUUGUUCUCGUUGUCGGCAUCACCGCCAUCUGGGUCGGUGCCUGCAUCUGGCGUCGCCGCUACCUUAAGAAGAAGGACCGCCAAUCCCAUCUUAUUCAAAAGCAUUCCGGUUCCGCCUCGCGACCAUCUUGGGGUCCCGGUAUGGAGGCCUCUGAGGGUGGCAUACCCUACGACGACGAAUCGAACCGAAAUUCGCACGGCCUCAUGCUUGCCGGUGCCGCCGCCGCUGGUACUGUCGAAGAGGAGCCAAAGGAGAAGAAGCGAUGGAUCGUCCGCGACCGAACAUGA
Messenger RNA from Fusarium pseudograminearum CS3096, 732 nucleotides. RefSeq lists its product as uncharacterized. The record is from RefSeq and is a predicted model, not a curated record. The transcript is spliced from 3 exons. The coding region runs from base 1 to 732 and encodes 243 amino acids. Lineage: Eukaryota; Fungi; Ascomycota; Sordariomycetes; Hypocreales; Nectriaceae.